This is a messenger RNA of Exophiala aquamarina CBS 119918, 1050 nucleotides long. RefSeq names its product alcohol dehydrogenase. The coding region runs from base 1 to 1050 and encodes 349 amino acids. NCBI's taxonomy places the organism in Eukaryota, Fungi, Ascomycota, Eurotiomycetes, Chaetothyriales, Herpotrichiellaceae. The record is from RefSeq and is a predicted model, not a curated record. The transcript has 6 exons.
AUGUCUCAUAAAGCAGCGCUUCAAGCCUCGUUGGAAUCCACAAAAUCCGAGUACAAGAAACUUGGAAAAUGCGGGUUGCGUGUUUCGGUGCCUAUUCUUGGCGCGAUGAGUUUUGGUGAUCCAGGUUGGCAAUCUUGGAUCCUUGAUGAAGAAAAGGGACUCCCGCUUCUCAAAGCAGCGUAUGACCGAGGGCUGAAUACCUGGGACACCGCAAAUAUUUACAGCAACGGGAAAUCUGAAGAGAUCAUCGCCAAAGCUCUGAAGACGUAUAAAAUCCCUCGCGAUAAGGUGGUGAUACUGACCAAAUGCUUUGCAUACAUCGGAGAGGAAUAUUCGUACCAGAAUGAAGCCGAAAUGCCAAAGACGAAAGACUAUGUCAAUCAUGGUGGUCUCUCUCGACAAGCCAUCUUCCAAGCUGUCGACGCAAGCUUGAAACGACUUGACACACCGUACAUUGACUUGCUGCAGAUCCAUCGGUUUGAUAAUGACGUGCCAAUUGAAGAAACCAUGGAGGCUUUGCAUGACUUGGUUCGAUCUGGUAAAGUGAGGUAUAUCGGUGCAAGCUCGGUAAGUUCAGAUUUUGCGAUGAUGCAGCACUCUGCUGAAAUCCAUGGCUGGACCAAAUUUGUCUCCAUGCAGAAUCAUUACAACCUCUUGUACCGUGAAGAGGAGCGUGAGAUGAACAAAUUCUGCGAUUUGACAGGAGUAGGAUUGAUACCUUGGGCACCACUUUGCCGAGGGAUUCUGGCUCGGCCACCCUCUGCAGAUAAGACUGAGCGUUCAUCUCAGGAUCGAUCCAAGACGGGCUACAGUGAUGUCGACAAGCAAAUUGUCAAGCGCGUCCAAGAGGUUGCAGAAAAGCGUGGGUGGAAGAUGAGCCAUGUAGCGCUCGCGUGGAUCAAUAAGAGAAUUGCGAGUCCGAUCAUUGGUUUCAGUUCAGUGGAGAGAAUGGACGAGGCACUGGAGAUCAGGGGCAAAGAAUUGACAGCGGAAGAGGAGAAAUACCUUGAGGAGUUGUAUGAAGCAAGAUCCAUCGAAGGGCAUUCCUGA